Molecule: messenger RNA, 3626 nt
Organism: Chara braunii
Lineage: Eukaryota; Viridiplantae; Streptophyta; Charophyceae; Charales; Characeae
Source: the annotation of a GenBank genome assembly
GGGGUGCCUGUGCAGAAUCGUGCAGGUUUUUAAUUUAUAUUAUUAUUAUUUUAUCUUUUUUUGGGAGGGGGAACGGGGGGCGUAUGAAAGGAAGAUGGGGAUAUGGCGAGGAGAGGGGGAUAUGGAGAGGAGGAGGAGGAUGUGGACGAGGAGGACGACGAGGAUAGCGAGGACAACGAGGAGGAGGAGUCAAGAUGGGGGAGGAGAAGAGAUGGACGGAGGGAAAAGAGGAAGGGAAAGGGGAGGAGGAUGAGUGGGAGGAGGAGGAGACAUGGACGGCGAGGAAGGGGGAGGACACGAGGAAGGGGAGGACACGAGGAAGGGGAGGACACGAGGAAGGGAAGGAGACGAGGAGGCAUGGAAGAUGAGCAACAGACUACUCAGGCCGGUAGUUCAGGUUCUGUCGGGUCAACGGUCGCGCAGACCCAGAGUCAGUCCGCUGGCAUAAUGGCAAGCCAGCCACUGGUGUUGACGUCCGAUGAGAUUGCCAUACAACAAGCAGCAUUGCAGGAGGCACAACUACAGAAGGCGUUAGGAGAUAUAAAAGCGGAGAAAGAAAGAAUGAUUAGAAGAAGAGCCAGGAUGCAAUGGAGACAAGCGGACGUUAGUGAGUUAGAGGAGAUGGACCUGACGCUCGUGACUUAUGAGGUGAGGAUCGUACGGUCCGUCCUGCUAAAUGUAGUUGAGAUGCAGGACCAUCAGACAACCAUCCUUCAGGACAUCCAGCAAAGUCUGACCCUGUUGGUUGGGCAAGCGCAGGCUAUGUCGCCAAUGUUCGGGCCUGGUGCCUGGCCCAUUGUACAGCCUCCACUUUUUGUCCCACCGGUGACUGGGGUAUCCCCAUAUGUAGUCCCAUCAUCGGUUGUGAUCGUUUCCCUGGGCAUGCCGCUAUCAGGAGGGAUCAUAGCAGGAUCUAGUUUGCAGGUUUCGGUACAGACAGUGGUCACCCAAUCUCCGUUGCAGAUUGCGGUUACCACGCAGCCUGCUGUCUCGCAGUCUGUACAGCCGCAGGGUACACAGCCCCAACAGCUAGCACAGCAACCUGUGUCACAGGGUCCACAGCCCGGAGUGAUGCAGGGACCGGGACAAACACAGAGGGUGCCAAAGACGACCAUCGCCGCUUCGAAACCCUUCACAGGGGAUAAGAGAGGUGAAGACCUCGACACGUGGUUGAGGGCAGUGCCGGUCUAUGUUAGGUGUAAACUUACGUUGCCGCACGAAGAAGUGCUUGUGGCUGCCUCCUACCUAGAGGGUAGUGCAGCAAGAUGGUUGAGUGGUUUAGUGCAGCUCCAGGGGUAUGGUCACGACUUCCGCGCUUGGGCGGGACAAACACAGUGGGUGCCAAAGACGACCAUCGCCGCUCCGAAACCCUUCACAGGGGAUAAGAGAGGUGAAGACCUCGACACGUGGUUGAGGGCAGUGCCGGUCUAUGUUAGGUGUAAACUUACCUUGCCGCACGAAGAAGUGCUUGUGGCUGCCUCCUACCUAGAGGGUAGUGCAGCAAGAUGGUUGAGUGGUUUAGUGCAGCUCCAGGGGUAUGGUCAUGACUUCCGCGCUUGGGCGGUCACCCAGAAAUUGGAUGACUUCCUUAAGCUGGUGGAGGAAAGGUGGCAUGAUCCUCAGGAGCCCCAAAGGGCCACUGACGCGAUCUUGACACUGCACACGCGGCAGUUCAAGUCAGUAAGGGAAGUCACCGACGCUGUUGAGCGUCUAAUUUGUGUCCCAGGGGUGCGCUAUGACCCCCAGUUAGACGACAACUUCCAGGAAGGAGUAGGUGCAGAGGCAGGCAGCGUAGAAGCUUCAGGGGGUGGAGUAGUCGCUGUUGUAACACAGAAAGGUAAGGCGACCGGUAGACGACGUGGAGGUUGCCAGUCUAGGAGUCAAGUUGACCCCAAUGCUCCUCCAUGGGAGAAAGCGGGUCUCACUGAGGAUGUGUGGAGAGACCGGUACACCCGGCAAGCUUGUAUUCGUUGUGGCCAAUAUGACCAUAACCAAUUCAAGUGCCGUAACAAGAAGGUGACCGACAAGAUCCCACCUACGAUGGGGCAGGCGGUAGGAUCCUCCCAUCCCGUUGGUAGCAAUGUGGCCAGCACUUCAGGCAAACACGUCGGGCCAGUAGGAAUAAUAGCUCUUCCUACUAGGGUCGAGGUGGUGGAGACACCCUCACCAUCUCGAGAGAUGGCCCAAGCUACUGACUCCGGCGUCGUCCCGCAAACACGUUCAGACCUAUCGAGCCUCUGUUCGAUGAAUGUGUUUGAGUCCUUAGAGGAGCUAGAGGAGGAGUGGUCUAGAUCAGACCCACUAGCUUCUUGGACGGCCCUAGUCAAAGCCCGUAAGGGUGAAAUGUUCGUCAGCGAGGUUGUCAUUGGCGGCCGCAAGGCCAGAGCCUAUUAUAACACUUGCUCGACCAGGAACUUCAUUAGUCACGCGUGCGUUGAGAGGUUGCACUUACAUGGGCAAGCGCAGCGCCUGAGUCGACCUGUGGAGUCGACCUGUGCCAACAAACAGCGCAUGGUAGUCAAUGACUACCUCCAAGAUGGGGAGUGUUGUUUCCCGUACACGGGAGGGGAAUUGAGACAUCAUGUCUCGUUCCUAGUUAGCGAUGAACUCCCCAUGGACAUGUUGUUAGGUAUGUACUACCUCUCUGUGGCACAGCCCCAGUUUGACUGGGACCGAAAAGUGGUCAAACACACUUUGCCAGGUGGAGGGACCGCCAGAUUGCACAAGUUCAAAGCUAGUAGUCUGAUUGAGUCCCAUGGGUGCAUGUGUGCAGCCGCGUUCUACAAUUAUUAUAAGCAAAAUCAGGAGGAGGGUAUGUAUCUAGUUUAUGUCUCUGCUGCACGCGAGUCGAUGAAAAUACCGCCGGAGAUAGAGGGAGUAGUUGCCAAGUACCCUGAUCUAUUUGAAGAGCCAACAGGGGUUGUCGAGAAGGAGGUCGUCCACGCGAUAGAGAUUAUCCCUGGGUCUAGCAUCCCGAAGGGUAGGAUCUACCGGAUGUCUUCAGGCGAGCUUGAUGAGCUUCGCCGACAGCUCAAGGAACUCAUAGAGAAGGGUUGGAUCCGGCCGAUGACUACGGAUGCUAGCCAAUAUGGCAUAGGCGCCGUACUUGCACAACAGGAGGGGAAAAAGUUGAGGCCAGUAGAGUACAUGUCCAAAAAGAUGCCCUCUCAGAAGUUGGCCAAGUCCACCUAUGAGAAGGAACUCUAUGCGGUUUACAAGGCUCUGACCCAUUGGAGGCAUUAUCUCCUUGGGAGGUUCUUCAUCCUCAGGACUGAUCAUCAGACAAUGAGAUGGAUGAGAACUCAACCGGUGCUCUCCGACGAUCUGAAGCGUUGGAUCGAAGUCAUAGAGCAGUAUGACUUCGAGCCUCAAUACAUCAAGGGCGAGUACAACAAGGUUGCUGAUGCCUUGUCGCGUAGACCAGAUUUCUCUGGUGCGUUGAUCACUGAGUUUGGGCUUGCGGACAAUGUUACUCAGUCCAUGGUGGAAUCCUAUCAUGAGGAUCCAUUCAUGUCCGAGAUCAUUCGCAGACUCGAAGCGAAGGACAAAGUGACUUCUGCCGAGUUUGAGUUGGUCAACGGCUUGCUGUUCCUCUAGAAGGCUAGGAAUAAACGUUUUUGUGUCUC